GGGAGCUCCAUUAGGUUUCGGCCUAGCUCACUGGUUUUCCGACCCAGAAGGCCGGCGACACCGAUCCAAACCGGGGAAGACGACGUUGAUGACGAGAUGAGCUCCGGGGAGCUUCUCGCUAUCCACCCACCUGAACUCAAGUUCCCUUUUGAACUGAAGAAGCGGCCAUCGUGUUUGCUUGAGUUGUCCAACAAGACAGAUGAUUAUGUGGCUUUCAAGGUUAUGACGACGAACCCAACGCAGUACCGCGUGAGGCCGGCCGCUGGAGUCAUCUCGCCACGUUCUAAAUAUGAUGUUAUUGUGACAAUGCAUGCUCCGAGGGCAAUACCGCCUGCCAUGGAAAGCAGGGACAGAUUUCUUGUCCAGAGCGUAGUCACAAGUGAUGCUACUUCCUCUACCAUUGAAAUGUUCAGUAAAGAAUCCGGUAAUGUCAUUGAGGAAGUGAUAUUGAGAGUUGUUUAUGUGCCUAAACCUCAAUCAUCUUCUGCCGUGCUGGAUGAACUGGAAGAGCCACAACCACCACCACCUCCUCAUCCUUCUAAUCAUGCCAAUGGAAGCACAGCUACUGCUACUGGACAGAAAGAAAGUGUUGAGAGGAUGGAUACACCACCUGAGCCUGAGGUAACAGAUUUGAUUCAUAAGUUGACAGAGGAUAAGAAAGUUGCAAUGAUGAAAAACAAGAUGCUUCAACAGCAAUUGGAUGAUAUUGGCAUCAAGAUGAAGAAUAAACAGCAAGGCAAUUUCUCAUUCUUCUUUGUAGCGGUGGCUCUCUUGAUUGGAGUAUACAUUGGCUACUACCAUGUGUGACAUUUUGGGACAUGAGAACAAAUUGUUAUUGGAAAGAUUAAUUGAUAUCAUUAAUCCAGCCAAGGACUGUUCUUACAAAUCAGAAUAAUUGUUGGAUUUCAAUAUAUUUAUAAUUGUGGGAUUGCUA
Messenger RNA from Dioscorea cayenensis subsp. rotundata (Guinea yam), 934 nucleotides. RefSeq names its product vesicle-associated protein 3-1-like. The record is from RefSeq and is a predicted model, not a curated record. The transcript is spliced from 8 exons. The coding region runs from base 97 to 807 and encodes 236 amino acids. Gene Ontology annotation, cellular component: plasma membrane; endoplasmic reticulum membrane. NCBI's taxonomy places the organism in Eukaryota, Viridiplantae, Streptophyta, Magnoliopsida, Dioscoreales, Dioscoreaceae. Gene Ontology annotation, biological process: endoplasmic reticulum membrane organization.